UUGAAAAAAAUGAGAUAAAUACUCUAGCUUACAAUAACAAGCGAGAAGUUAGAAGCAAUUAGUCAGAGACCAGAGUAAUGGAUCAAUCACCAUUGCUAAAUGACUUUUCCGGCGAGCACUGGCAGCUUAUCGGCUCCGACGGUGACUACCGGCCCAUUUCUAGCAUGAAUAUGAAUGAAUUGUGGGAUGUAUUCUGGAUUGAAACAGUGAAGCUAUGGGAGAUUGGAGGCCCAAUUGCUUUCAAUAUCGUCUGUCAAUACGGACUCUAUGCUAUCACUGUUGCUUUCUGUGGUCAUCUUGGACCUACAGAGCUCUCUGCUGUUACCCUUGCUCAAACUGUCAUCGGCACUUUCAUUUUUGGCUUCAUGAUAGGCAUGGGGAGUGCUCUGGAGACGCUCUGUGGACAGGCAUUUGGUGCUGGGCAAGUACACAUGCUUGGAGUUUACACACAACGCUCAAUGAUAAUUCUAUUGCUGAGUACCUUCCUUCUCUUACCAAUCUAUCUUUUCGCAACUCCUAUACUUAAGUUCCUAGGCCAAGAUCAUGAUAUUGCUGUUGUUGCUGGGAAGUUCGCCAUGUUAACCAUUCCCGAGUUAUAUUCCCUGUCUGUUAACAUUCCCACUUCAAAAUUUCUUCAAGCCCAGAGUAAAGUUGGUGUGCUGGCCUGGAUUGGUUUUGUGGCUCUCGUACUCCAUGCUAUUCUCCUUUGGCUCUUCAUUUAUGUAUUCAAUUGGGGUUUGACCGGGGCAGCAAUAUCCUUUAAUCUCGUAGGCUGGGUCAACGCACUAGCUCAAUUUGCUUACGUAGUUUUUUGGUGCAAGGAUGGAUGGAAGGGAUGGUCUUGGUCUGCAUUCAAUGAGAUUUGGGCCUUUGUUAGAUUGUCAAUUGAAUCGGCUGUUAUGCUAUGCCUAGAAACCUGGUAUAUGAUGAGUAUUAUUCUCCUCACUGGUCAUCUCAAAGAUGCAGUUACUGCAGUUGGAGCCCUCUCUAUUUGCAUAAAUGUCGAUGGAUGGGAAGCAAUGUUUUUCAUUGGAGUCAAUGCUGCCAUAAGUGUUCGGGUCUCAAAUGAGCUUGGGCUAGGACGUGCCAGGGCGACCAAAUGUAGUGUUGUUGUCACAGUGUUUCAGUCACUUCUCAUUGGGAUACUCUGCAUGAUUGUAGUACUUGCAUUAAGAAGUCAUCUAGCCAUUCUUUACACCGACAGCGAGGUUUUGAAACGAUCUGUUUCUGAGCUUGCUUGGUUUCUUGGAGUAACAAUGCUUCUCAACAGUGUUCAGCCUGUGAUAUCAGGUGUUGCUGUUGGAGGCGGAUGGCAAGGUCUCGUGGCUUACAUCAAUUUGGGUUCUUACUACAUUUUUGGUAUUCCUCUUGGAUAUCUUCUUGGCUAUGUAGCUAACUUCGGAGUCAUGGGAUUAUGGGGGGGAAUGAUAGGUGGACUAGCUUUGCAAACACUACUACUCUCGAUUGUACUCUACAGAAUUGACUGGAAUAAAGAGGUUGAGCAGACGACAGAACGGAUGCGAAUCUGGGGAGGUCAAGACUUAGAAACAGAGAAAAACCUCCAAAUCCCAAAUUUCACAACGGCUUAAUUAAGCACUG
Solanum verrucosum is the source of this 1599-nucleotide messenger RNA. RefSeq names its product protein DETOXIFICATION 35-like. The record is from RefSeq and is a predicted model, not a curated record. Bases 78 to 1589 code for a protein of 503 amino acids. Gene Ontology annotation, cellular component: membrane. The transcript is spliced from 7 exons. Gene Ontology annotation, molecular function: antiporter activity; xenobiotic transmembrane transporter activity. Lineage: Eukaryota; Viridiplantae; Streptophyta; Magnoliopsida; Solanales; Solanaceae. Gene Ontology annotation, biological process: xenobiotic detoxification by transmembrane export across the plasma membrane.